This is a messenger RNA of Aedes albopictus (Asian tiger mosquito), 3821 nucleotides long. RefSeq names its product glypican-6 (gene dlp). The annotation marks the transcript as partial. Gene Ontology annotation, biological process: regulation of signal transduction; regulation of protein localization to membrane; cell migration. Gene Ontology annotation, cellular component: plasma membrane; cell surface; extracellular region. Lineage: Eukaryota; Metazoa; Arthropoda; Insecta; Diptera; Culicidae. The transcript has 6 exons. The record is from RefSeq and is a predicted model, not a curated record.
AUUAUAAAUCCCAAAUCUAGUUCCAGUUCAUACAGUAGGACACUAUUUAACAUUAUUAUUUCUCUUUCUUCCUUUACAGACUUCUUCAAACAACUGCUCACCGAAUCCAAGGCUGAGUUCCACGCAAUGUUCAAAAGAACUUACGGAACGAUCUACGAACAGAACGCGUACGUUUUUGCCGACCUGUUUACCGAGUUGGAGCGGUAUUACGCCAACGGCAAGGUGGACCUCGGAGAGGCGAUGGAUUCAUUCUUCAACGUGCUGUACCAAAAGAUGUUCACCGUCCUAAACUCGCAGUAUUCGUUCAACACAAAAUACCUGGGAUGCGUCAGUGAGCACAUGAAAGAACUGAAACCAUUCGGCGAUGUGCCCGAUAAGCUCUCGGUGCAGAUCAAACGGUCCUUCGUGGCGACACGUACCUUUGCCCAAGCGCUCAACUCAGCUGCCGAAGUAGCCAAGAAUAUGGGCAAUGUACGGUUAACAGCUGAGUGCACGGCAGCGUUGACAAAAAUGAGCACAUGUAAUACUUGCGCGGGGUUUCUGGAGAAGCCCUGCUCGUCCUACUGCGUGAACGUGAUGAAGGGCUGUCUGCAGAACUAUCUGGAACUGGACGCCGAGUGGGACUCGUUCGUGGCCACGAUGGAGCGGGUGUCCGACCGGCUGCUGGGUCCGUUCAACAUCGUGAUGGUCGUCGAACCGAUCAACAUCAAAAUCUCCGAGGCCAUAAUGAAUUUUCAGGAAACCGGCCAAGACAUUUCCAACCGCGUAUUCCAGGGCUGUGGCAAGCCAGCCCUCGGUCGCCGAAGGAGAUCAACGAAUCUAGUGCCACUGGUCGAACCAGAGCUGAUUAGAAACCGACGAGAUCUGCGAAGCGAAAUUAAAGAAGACGACAGCGAUAUUUUCAUCUUUGACGACGAAACUGCCCCCAGCGAAAGGCAACUAACGAAACGGUCCGCUCAGGAUUCGUCCAGUCGGGAACUGAAGUACGAACCGGUUCAGUUUUCCAACGGAGAAAUCCAGUUUACCAACAACAAUAGUCCACCUAGUCAUCACCAGGCGCCGAGCAACAAUGCCGCCAACUCGAACCGCAGUACCAACAAGAGGAAAAACAACCGGAAGCAAACGGACGACGAGGAUAGCAAUCGGGAACCGAUCGACAGGCUCGUCAAGGAUAUCCGCCAGCGGGUGAAGGACUCCAAACGGUUUUGGUCCAAUUUGCCGUACAUGCUGUGCAGCAACGAGGAAGUCGCUGCAUCGCCCAGUAGCGAAAGUAACUGCUGGAACGGACACACCGUUGACCGAUAUCUGCAUGGGAUUGCUUCCGAGUCGGAGAAAAAUGCCGAAUUUCCGAAUCGGUCGGCCAGCAACAGGCAAAGCGCUAUUGUGCAGCAGCAGUUGUUUACGCUACGCACGGCCAUCAGCCAACUGAGGAAUGCCUACAAUGGGCACGACGUCGAGUGGACGGAUCAAGAAGACAACUACUACGGCAGUGGGUCCGGCGGCGGAAGUGGAUUCGACGAAGACGACGACGCCGGCUCCGGUUUGGGUCCCUGGGAGGUGGAGGAACGCCACCCCCAUCGGCCGGACAUGCCCGACUAUCCGAUUGGGGGCGUAGUGUCGAAAAGUGAUACCAGCGGUGCCGGUAGCACCAGCAGUGGUGGCAUUAACGAAUUUGACCACACCGGUCACAAAACUGUUCCCUCGGUGGAGGGUGGCGGCAGUAGCAGCAGUAGCGGAGGCACAUCGUCUACCGCCGGCAGUGGUGCCACCUCGCGAACUCCAGAAAUGUCCAUUACGCGAGCGCUGCUGCAGUUCUUCCUGCCCCUGGUGAUUGCGUGGUUCGGCGGACUCUUCGCCGAUUUGCUGUGAUUUGAUCAAUAAGUAGCUGUGUAUUGUGUAUAUUUGUAACCUUAUUGGUUCUCUUUUUAACUUAUACCGACCAUCCGAGAACGAUUUUUUGUAUGAUAGGCGGAAUGUGAGAUUCUAGUUCUGCCAUGCGAAUGCGCAUGUCCAGAAGAACAGAUGUGAAUAUAUAUUUAUAGGUAGCCUCUUUUUUAAUUUUCCAAUACAACAUGUGUUUGUUGCUGUACACAAAAACAAACAAGAUUCAAUGUGAUGAGAUUUGGUUUUAAGGCAGUCGAACGCGAUGCAUUUCCAGUCAAUCCCAAUGUACGUAACAAAUCUUCUGAAAAAGUUUUUUAUAAAUUUCAUGAUUUCAGUAACUGCAGUACCGAGAUGCACAUCUGUAUCCUUUGUCGUUUAUCUUAUGUAUGUGUUAGUAGUCAUAUUAAGCAAAUGCUAAAGCCUUCCUUUCCAUAGCUACUUAAUUUAGAAGAAUAAGAUUGUGAUGCAUUUGAUUUCGACAAGGAAGCAAUAGAUCUACCGACGAACAAUCAUAACGGUGAAAUACUUAAUAACCCAUAGUUUGUACUGAACUUUUGAAAGUUGGAGAUUUGCACUCUAUCGUCGACAUCUUGCAGGAUGAAGAUGUUUAACAUGUUGAAUCGCAAAAUCCAAGGCCACGUCGAGGCAUUUUCAAGAUAUUCCAGGUCAGUCAAAUGAUACAAUUAUUGCAUUUGCUAAAUUUGUCCCUCCACUGACACUACUCUUCCACUGAUGCGAAGGAAGGGGUAUAUGCGAUUUCAUUAUUAAUAUAUUUAGGCCUUAUUACCACUCUAGUCAAAUUAUAAAUAGUUUACGAGACCGUCUUCCUUCGCUGAACACGCACCGACACAUAUAUGGCAUCUGUUACAUACCACACCAGAAAGCAUACCGAGCAUUUUUAUCAAAAUGGUACUGCGUGAUAUCGAUUCCCUCUACUGCCUACCGGUUGGAACCAACUUCCAUGUGACUGCCCUAGAUGUUUUACUUUGCCAACAUAGAUCCACUAGGUAACGCUUUACGUACAGUUAACGAUCCUUGUAAAUAUUACUUUUGUAGGACCUUUUAGCUAGUGUAUGGAAAUAUAGACGUGACUGGAGUGAACGGGGACGAGUAACUGAUCAACACAUGUUAGGCAUAUUUAUUAACUCUUUUCCCCUGAUCUAAAACGAUAUAUGUAAUUUAAUUUAUAUAGUAAAAUAUGUUUAAUUAGCGCUAGAUAUUUCUCCAAAAGAAAGCGGCCGCAUACGCUCGCAGGGGCGAAAUGCACUCCUUCCAGCUAACAAAAUCUCAAAUCUAGAAUGAGCAAUAAUAUCUAGUUUUCAAGCAGAAAGAAACUAACUCUGUUGUUGGAACUCAUUUCCUUGUGACACGUCAGUAAGAAAUACAGGGGUUUUCUAGUAUUAUAAGAUAGAAUGUGUAAUGCGCACAAACAGAAAAGAAAAAAAAUCACAACAACAGUCCAGCCAUAGACCUCUAUGCGCAACACCGAGCGAAACAGUAUUUGUGACAAAACAGUAAAAGAAAAUCUACUUACAAAGCCCAGUAAACGCCGUCUCCGCCUUCCUUAUGGUGAGAUGUGAACGAUUGUCCUUAUAUAUUUAAUGUGUGGAAACGCCACCUACUGCAGACCACAACCCACAACCAAUCAAUAAUCUUUCUCAAAACCAUUAGCAAAAAAAAAAUGAAAAUCAUUUGGAUCGACACCGUUGUGCAGCACAGGAGCGAAAACCUUACGCCUAAAAACAAAUCAGUAGCAUGAUCAGACUAUUGUCCCGCAGCAUUUCUACACUUUGAUGUCCAUCAGUGAAAACACAAAUGGCAUGGUGAUACCUAACGUAGAAUAUUGAAUUUAAAAUUAAAUGAAAAAUUGAAGAGUAUUGACUAUAUGGAAAUAUAUACGAAGAACAAAUAAUAAAAAAUAUCAAUUUGUAAAAAAA